GCCACAGUGUGGGCCUGUUUCGUAUGUGUCGAGUGUCUCGUGUGUGUGUGUGUGUGUGACUUUUACACCUACAUAUCAAUCGAAUUCUUUUAUGUAGAAAAUCAUUAGACCGUAGUGUUAGUGGCAAACAGUGAAUGUGAAUUCAUUUAUACAAAACGAAAUUAAAAGGAUUAAAUUUUUAGAAAAGGCUCGGAAACACGAAAUCAGAGGGGAAAACUGUUGGAUUACGAGAUUGAAAUUUGAAAUUUUUACAAGUCGCCUUGACGACCGAGAAGUGCAACGCACAGAACGAGAGACGGUUCUCUUUUGGGGGCGACUGUGUUAAGAAAAAAUGCACUGAGAAUGUCGUUGACGCGCGGCCCAAAGUUGCGUUGGCUUUCAAAGGCCGUCUUCCACUUGUGCGUCGUCUUGUUGUUGUAUCGGCCCGUCAGCUCGGCCGCCGCACCCGCCAACGCCACCCAUCCUAGUCCCGCCGACAAAGCCAACGAUGUCUUUAAAGGCAAAAUUUGCAUCGGCACAAACGGCCGGAUGUCGGUGCCGUCCAACCGGGAGCAUCACUACCGGAAUCUGCGCGAUCGCUACACCAACUGCACGUACGUCGACGGCAAUUUGGAGUUGACUUGGCUGCAGGACGAACAUUUGGACCUGAGUUUCUUGCAGCACAUUCGAGAAGUGACGGGCUACGUCCUCAUUUCCCACGUCGACGUCCGACGCAUCGUCCUCCCCAAUUUACAAAUUAUCCGCGGUCGGACGCUCUUCAAACUCAGCGUGCACGAUGAAGAGUUUGCCCUGGUCGUUACCCUCUCGAAAAUGCACAAUUUGGAAAUGCCGGCCCUCCGAGAUAUCUUGGCGGGAAGUUGCGGCCUGUUCAACAACUACAAUCUGUGCCACAUGAAAACGAUCAACUGGGAGGAGAUUAUAACGGGCGUCGGUUCGAAAAUCGUCUACGUCUACAAUUUCACGGAACCGGAGCGGGACUGCCUGCCGUGUCACGACUCGUGCGAGGCCGGCUGCUGGGGCGAAGGUCCCGAAAAUUGCCAGAAAUUCUCCAAGAUCAAUUGCAGUCCGCAGUGCCACCAAGGACGAUGCUUCGGACCCAAACCGCGAGAGUGCUGUCAUUUAUUCUGCGCUGGCGGCUGCACUGGACCCAAACAAAGCGACUGUCUGGCUUGCCGCAACUUUUUCGACGAUGGCGUUUGCAAGCAAGAAUGUCCGGCAAUGCAACGCUACAAUCCGAUCACGUACUCGUGGGAGACGAACCCGGAAGGCAAGUACGCUUACGGCGCCACCUGCGUCAAAACGUGUCCCGAGCAUUUGCUCAAGGACAAUGGCGCCUGCGUCCGCAUCUGCCCGCCCAAGAAGAAGGCCGUCAACGGCGAAUGCGUCGUCUGCGACGGACCGUGUCCAAAGACGUGCCAGGGCGUUGACAUCGUUCACGCCGGCAACAUUGAAAGCUUCAGGGAUUGCACCGUCAUCGAGGGAUCCAUCACCAUCCUCGAUCACUCAUUCGCCGGAUUCCAGCAAAUCUACCCCAAUUUCACUUUCGGGCCCAGGUACCCGCGAAUGCAUCCCGAUCGCCUGGAAAUCUUCUCCACUCUCAAGGAAAUCACCGGAUUCAUCAACGUCCAGGCAUCGCACCCCGAAUUCCGCAAUUUGUCCUACUUCCGCAACUUGGAAACGAUCGGCGGCCGGCAGCUGACGGAAUACUUUUCGGCUCUCUACAUCGUCAAGACGUCGCUCAAUUCGCUGCAUUUGCGCUCCCUGAAAAUGAUCCGGGCCGGAAGUGUGACCGUCCUGGAGAACAAGGAACUCUGUUUCGCCGAGAGCAUCAGCUGGACCAAGAUCAUCAAGUCCCAGUUGCACGGCACUCUCCUCCAGAACAACAAAGUGUCGGAACAGUGCAAAGAGUCGGGUCUGGUCUGCAGCGCCCAGUGCUCCACCGAGGGCUGUUGGGGCCUGGGACCCAACGAGUGCCUUUCGUGCGCCCAUUUCCAGCUGGACGAGACCUGUGUCGAAAGCUGCGACCUCAAUUUAGGGAUUUACGAGUUGACUCCGAAAUUGUGCAAACACUGUCACCACGAAUGCGACGAAACGUGCACCGGACCAGGGCCGGGCAACUGCACGCUGUGCAAACACGUCAAAGACGGACCCUACUGCGUUCCGGCCUGCCCGACGAGCAAAUUCAACGACAGCGGCGAAUGCCUAUCGUGUCACGAGAACUGCGUCGGCGGUUGCACCGGACCCGAGAACAACAUCGGAGCGCGCGGUUGCCGUUCUUGCGAGAAGGCCGUCAUCAACGGCGACGUCGAAGUGGAUCAUUGUUUGAAAAAGAACGAACCGUGUCCCGAUGGCUAUUACUACGAAUGGGUCGGACCGCAAGAACAAGGACCGCUGAAACCGCUGGCCGGCAAAGCUGUCUGUCGCAAAUGCCAUCCGCGAUGCAAAAAGUGCAACGGAUACGGUUUUCACGAACAGGUGUGCCAAGAGUGCGUCAAGUACAAACGGGGCGAACAGUGCGAAGACGAAUGUCCGCAAGACCAUUACGCCGACGAGGAGCGACACGAAUGUUCCCGGUGCGCCAGCGAAUGUCGCGGUUGUACCGGACCCAACGUCAAUCAGUGCCUCAGCUGUCGCAAUUACCGCGUCUACCUCUCGCCCGGCGUCCUCGACCCGUUGACCAACGCCACGCAGUUCAACUGCACGGCCAACUGUCCAGCCGAAGCGCCGCACAAGAUCUUCCCGGGCGAUGCGGGCGAUCCUUAUUGCGCCAAAGAACCCGUCGUCAACCCGCUGGUCAACGGCGACGAGGAGCACAUUGCCGCCAUUCUCGGCGGUGUUAUCGGAUGCGUCACUUUGCUUGGAGUCUUCCUGGCCUGUUUCGGCUACCACUGGCACCAACGAGCCAAAUCCAAGGAGAACACGGCCAAGAUGACGAUGGUCAUGAGCGGCUACGAGGACAGCGAGCCGCUGAGACCCAGCCACGUCAAACCCAAUUUGGCCAAAUUGAGGAUCGUCAAAGAAGCCGAGCUGAGACGCGGCGGCAUCCUCGGCUACGGCGCUUUCGGCACCGUCUACAAAGGUGUCUGGGUCCCCGAAGGCGAGAACGUCAAGAUCCCGGUGGCCAUUAAAGUCUUGCGCGAAGGCACCGGAUCCAACACGAACCGAGAGAUCCUGGACGAGGCCUACAUCAUGGCCAGCGUGGAACACCCGAACCUUCUGCAGUUGCUGGCCGUCUGCAUGACUUCUCAGAUGAUGUUGGUGACCCAGCUGAUGCCUUUGGGCUGUCUCCUUGACUACGUCCGUAACAACCGCGACAAGAUCGGCUCCAAGCCGCUGCUCAACUGGUGCACGCAGAUCGCUCGUGGUAUGGCCUACCUGGAGGAGCGGCGGCUGGUCCACCGCGAUUUGGCCGCCCGUAACGUCCUCGUUCAAAACCCGGCCUGCGUCAAAAUCACCGAUUUCGGACUGGCCAAAUUGCUGGACAUUAACGAAGACGAGUACAAAGCGGCCGGUGGGAAAAUGCCCAUCAAGUGGUUGGCUCUCGAAUGCAUCCAGCAUCGCAUUUUCACUCACAAGAGCGACGUCUGGGCGUUCGGCGUCACCGUCUGGGAAUUGUUGACUUAUGGCGGGCGACCGUACGAGAACGUGCCCGCCCGCGAAGUGCCCGACUUGCUGGAAAAGGGCGAACGCUUACCUCAGCCACCUACGUGCACUAUCGAUGUCUACAUGAUCAUGAUCAAAUGCUGGAUGCUGGACGCCGAAAGCCGGCCCAGUUUCAAGGAAUUGGCCGAUGAGUUUGCCAAGAUGGCUCGCGAUCCGGGCCGCUAUCUCGUCAUUCCCGGCGAUAAAUUGAUGCGCCUACCUUCCUACUCUCCUCAGGACGAAAAAGAGUUGAUCCGGAAUUUGUCGUCGUCGAUGGACGGCCCGGAAGUGAUUAUGGAUGCGGAAGAAUACCUGCAACCCAAAUCGCGUUGUCCGUUGCCGUCGAGUUCGACGGUGACGGCCGAGACGCCGCUACCGCCACCGACGCCCGUCAAGAAAUACGCGGCGAGUAGCGCCGGUGGUGGGAGCAUCGCCAACGGAUCGGAACACGCCGUUUACGGCGCUGAGGGCUUCUCCAGUCAAGGUAGUCACAGGACGGCCAGCCCAGCAUCUUCGUCCAGGAUGGCCGCAGCCGUCGGCCAUCACAAUCACCACCUGACGGGCUUACCCGUCGGCCAUCACCCCGGCGGAUUCCAUCCGUCGCAGCAAAUGCAUCCUCAACAGCAGCAUUCGCGCGACAGUGGCGGCCCCAGUCUGCGCUACUGCAGCGAUCCUCUUCAGCUCAUCGGCAAAGAAUUGGAAGCGGCUAUGGAAGACCGGAGGCUACCGCACUACCUGCCGGGCGUCAAAACGGGAGCCCGAGUUGGUAAUCUGAAACUGGACCUGCCAGUCGACGAAGAUGACUACCUGAUGCCAUCACCUCAGUCGACACAACCUCACCACGGCGGUUACAUGGAUCUGAUUGGCGACGCCAAAAUCGGAGACAAUGGAGAGCUCAGCAGCGGCGACUACCACGCUCGUUCCAUGCCGGACUUUGUCAAGAGCCUGCCAGCCAUCAAGCGAAUGUCCGGGAUGCAUCCGACGCUGCCGCUCAGCAUGGACAACCCCGAGUACCACAUGAUGAACAAUCAGGACGUCAAUACCUUGUACAAUCCGUCGUCGCCCAGUUACCAGCUGUCGCCGACAUCCUCCAUCUCCAGUGGACUGCCCGUCGGCAACGGCGCCACGUUGGGUAUCCCCGUCAACAGUUUGGGCGUCGGGACGACGGCGUCUUCCUCGUCCAACGGCUCGGCCGCCGUCCAGUUCCCGACGGGCGCCUUCGGCCCUCGCUACCUGACGCAGCGCUCGUCCGAAGAGGAAGGCUCCGAUCACGAUUAUUACAACGACUUACAGCGUGAAUUGCAACCGCUGCAGCCUCUCAAAAGGAAUGAAACGACCGUCUGAUCCCGGGGAGGGGUGGGGCAAACGCACCCCCCCCCCCGAUCAGCAGCCCUUGCCAACGCGGCCAAUAUAUAUAUUUUUUUUAAAAUCAUAUUUUGUUUGUGGGGGGCGAACACUUUGUAUCUAUAUUUUAAAUAUCGUAUUUGAAUUCUCUUUGCUAUCUAUUCGUAGGUAACCAACAUUUGAAUGCGUGCGUGCGUGUGUGUGUGUGUGUGUGUGUGUGAGCAAUAUUAUUAUUUUAUUUUAAUUUUUUUUUUCAAAAUCUAUUUUCAGUUGAUGUGCGUCAAAAUGUGCCAAAAUGAUCAUUUUUUGUUGAUUGCUUUUCCCCCUCUAAUUGAUUGCCAAUUGUCGCGGAUCAUUUGAUUUGUUUUUGUUUUUUUACCUGCGGAAUUCUUCCAUGGAACAUUUUUUUUUUCGUCGAAGACGUGUUUUUAACCAACCGUUUUUUUUUUCUCCCAGUGAUACUCAAAAAAAGACAUUUUUUUUUUCUUCUUUCUAUCGAAACGAUUGACCUUCUCCGUUCGAGCACAAAAAUAUCGAAAAACAAUUUCAUUGUACAGUCUAUAGUAUUUCGAUAAUGACCUUUCACCAUUUUUUUUUGUUUCUGUAUACAAAACACAUCGUUCUAGGUGAAUCGAAAAAAAAAAAGACGGACGAUGAUUGUAACGUCCUUUUUUCUUCUCCACAUUCAAUUGUUUUUUUUUUCGCCCUUUCUACUGCAAGCGAGCCAUUCAGUGCCUAUACAUAUAAAUAAUAAUGCGUGUGUUUCAGAUCGUUUGUGCGUGAUUGAGUUUGCUAUUCCCCCCCCCAUUGUACCUAAACACGAAACACUUUUGCUUUCCAUCAACCUCCUUUUUUUUUUGUUUUUAAUCCUUAAAUUUUUUUUUUUUUUUUUUAAACUAUUAAAUUUGUACAGUGAAAACAAAACAAGAAAUAUACAGUGUGAUGCGAUCAA
This is a messenger RNA of Daphnia carinata, 5938 nucleotides long. It is a transcript of the gene Egfr, whose product is annotated as epidermal growth factor receptor-like. Gene Ontology annotation, cellular component: basal plasma membrane; signaling receptor complex. Bases 343 to 4986 code for a protein of 1547 amino acids. Gene Ontology annotation, biological process: cell surface receptor protein tyrosine kinase signaling pathway; multicellular organism development; protein phosphorylation. NCBI's taxonomy places the organism in Eukaryota, Metazoa, Arthropoda, Branchiopoda, Diplostraca, Daphniidae. The transcript has 11 exons. Gene Ontology annotation, molecular function: transmembrane receptor protein tyrosine kinase activity; ATP binding. The record is from RefSeq and is a predicted model, not a curated record.